CGGCAAGACAAGGAACACGUUUGUGAAUACCUCAACUGGCUCAACGGCUACGCUCGCAACGCCGGUGUGCAAUUUGAAAACGGUGGUCGUGACAUGAAGGACCACGUGGACCACUUCUUGGUCACGUGUGACGACCGAAACUUAGAAGACCGUCUGUGCCACGUCCGGGUCAAGAGCAUCCAUGACCUCGAAGACAUGAUCAACGACAUCCUGCGUCACCGUGACCGCAAAUCGAACCGAGAAUUGUCGUUCCGCCGCUCUCGGAGUCAAGAUGAUGGACGUCGACGCGAUGCGAGGUCGAACGAGGAUUCUCGGGGUGGCUACCGCCGCGAACGACGCUACCACGACGAAGACCGUCGCGAACGACGUCGCCGUGACAACGACCGCUGCAACGACCGCAGUGAAGACGACCGUCGCCGUGACCGACGCGAUGAAUCGCCGUACCAGUCCCGAGUCACUUUGGUUGACGCGCUGGCCGAUGUGAUGACGGAAUGGAACGUCGGAGGCUCGGUCGGUGCACGCAACGAGGCUCCAUACGCCCCCCGACGUGAUGCUGAGACGAACGAGGAUUACUUCGAGGAUGAGCGCCAAUACUCGGACGACCAACGCUCGGACGAGGAUUCAGACGCUGAUUACGACUCGGAUGGGUCUACCGGACAUGUCGCUGCUGCUAACGAUGCUGAGCGCAGGGCCGCAGCCGAAGGAACGUUCGCUCGGUCUGAUAACCGACGCUUCAGGAACGAAGGAGGCCCGUCCAACCGUGAACGAGAUGGUCGACGCCAGUAUGGGCCGUGUGCCGCGUGCGGAAGCCCGUCCCACUCGGUGCACUUCUGCUACCGGCGGUGCAAACAGGUGCACGACGCUGGGAAGUGUGAAGCACUCCACGAGCUCACCAAGCUCCUGAAGUCCAAGGUCGACAAGAAGGAUCUGUCGCCAGAGCUGCAAAGCCUGGUGUAUGGAAGCCAUUUAAACUAG
Molecule: messenger RNA, 975 nt
Organism: Phytophthora sojae
Lineage: Eukaryota; Oomycota; Peronosporomycetes; Peronosporales; Peronosporaceae
Exons: 1
Source: RefSeq, a predicted model, not a curated record